GAUUCACUCUCAGUAAACUCACAUUUCCACCCACUAAUUCCCCACCUCCCUUCUUCCCAAGUCUAAGUCUUUUCUCUCCAACAUCAACAUGGUUUCUUCUAAUUGUGCACCCACAUGUAGUAAUGGCACUACAACUGCAGGCAAUAACAACAAUAACAACAACAACACUGAUCAAACUACUGCCCCACCUUUGUACUUCAGUAAUAGUGAGAAGUUGAGGUUGUCAAAGAAAGAAGGCCGUUCCUCAACAACUUCUUCUCCUCUCAUCAAGAAUUCUUCUUCUUCUUCUUCCACUCAGAGAAAGUGUGCUUUUGCUAGAAAGUGUGCUAGGCUGGUCAAAGAGCAAAGGGCUCGUUUCUACAUCAUGAGGCGCUGUGUCAUAAUGCUCAUAUGCUGGCAUGAGUACAAUGAUUCAUGAAACACACACACAACAAAAAGUUCCAACACAAAAAGGAUCCGCCAAAUACCAAGUUAAAAAAAGUUCUCUUCUUUUCUUUUCUUUUCUUCCCUAAGUCCCUCUUCUCUUUGUAUGAGAUCCUUCUUGUUGGCAUGAGCUUUUUCUUGGAGUCAACAACUGUACAUAGAAAUUUCUCUUUUUUCUUUUUUUUUUUAUAAAAAAAAGUGUCUUCUCUUCUGGGCUACAAUUGUUUAAUCAUGGUUUUUUGUUAGGUUGAGGUUUGAAUUUCCAUUGAAGGAGGUUCAUCUUCAUGGUUGUGGUGGUGUUUUUAAGUUUAAUUUCUUGUCUACCUGAGAAUAGAGCAGAUAUAUGGUACAUUAGAAUUGAGAAAUUAAUUGAAAUAUAUAAUUCAGCUUAAAAAUUUAACUUGCUUUUUUUA
Glycine soja is the source of this 836-nucleotide messenger RNA. RefSeq names its product probable serine/threonine-protein kinase fhkE. The transcript has a single exon. NCBI's taxonomy places the organism in Eukaryota, Viridiplantae, Streptophyta, Magnoliopsida, Fabales, Fabaceae. The record is from RefSeq and is a predicted model, not a curated record. Bases 89 to 418 code for a protein of 109 amino acids. Gene Ontology annotation, biological process: negative regulation of cell population proliferation.